UCACUUACAAUGAAUGAGCUUAACCAUCAUUUCUGAGGAUGCCCUGUGAAUCAGUGCCUUCCAGUGCAGAUCCUUACAUGAAGAUUUCCAAGAAUUUCAAUGCAGAAGUGACAGCCAUGAGAAGAGAAAAGAGGAAGGGUGGUUGCAUGCAUGCAUUUCCUUUCCUGAGAAAAGUCCACGAAAUCUUAGAUGGUAUUAAAGUAGCUGACAGCAGAGAUUGAGACAGAGACCAACGGGGGAUGGCACAAGGGGGAAUCUACAGGAGGUGCGAAGAACCCGAGAACCUGGAAGUCAACGAGAAAAUGGAAAGCUUCUCAUCAAGAAGAGCAGGUGGUUUCCUGCUGCAACAUUGCAGGUGUGGUUCAAACGAAACAUCCAUAUCCGUCCUUUUCAUUGUGACUGCUGCCUCAUUUCUGCUGUGGACCAUAAUCUCUGCUGUUUUGAUUUCAAAAAAUUUGGAGAUGUCCACGCAACUAGAACAGCUGCGUGCCAGUCAGUCCAUGCUGAUAACAAACGGCUCCAAAAUGGAGAGAGAGCUAGAGAAGAUUCAUUCUAGUCACUCUUCAGCUGAAUCUGAGCUAAGUAAGGCCCUGAAGGCACUGGAUACUAAAUAUGAGGAGUCACAGAAGAAUGGGAUGGAAAAGCUGCGUGAACUAUCUAUAGACAGCACCCGUUCCUUGGCUGAAAUCGAUAAGAUAGAGGAUGCACUAUUGAAGAUUAAUGCUUCAACCUGCCAAGUUUGUCCAAAGGGCUGGUUGUUCAACAAAGGAUCAUGCUACAGUUUUCAAGUAAAGGCUGCACCUUGGUCUCAUGCCAAGAAGUCGUGUGAGGACGAAGGUGCCCAUUUGGUUAUUAUCAAGGAUGAAGAAGAGCAGAGAUUUCUCGGAUCAAACCUAAAACAAAAAAACUACUGGAUUGGUCUCCAUGACAUUGAAACAGAAAACAAAUUUACCUGGGUGGAUGGAAGUACUGCAACUUAUACCAAGUGGAGUGCAGGGGAGCCGAACAAUUAUGGCCAUGGGGAGGACUGUGUCCAGAUGACACCUAGAGGCUGGUGGAAUGAUAUUUCAUGUGGCAACAGCAUAGAAGGCUGGAUCUGUGAAAAGGCAUGGAGCUGCUAGCUGUGUGGCCAGCAGGAAGAGAACUCGACAUGAGCCAAUCAUGACUCCCUCACUCUGCUCUUCAUUCUCACAGACCUUCCAACAGUCACUUCUGGCUAGUGGGUGGGCGUAGCAAUCACCAGUACCAGUUCAUUAAAACUGAGGUGAUGAAAUCCAGCCAGUAUUACAACAGUGAGUCAGCAGAAAGCUAGGACUCUCUGUACAAUUUUUAGCUCUUGUCCAUAACCCACUAGAACUCACUGUCUACCCUGGGAAUAAAAGCUGGGAGAAUAGCUGGGGAUAAAAGCCAGAGUUCUUGUCUUCCGUCCUAGUCCCUCUUCCUUCUAUAUUAACAUGCUAGAUCAACCUAGUUCUCACAUCCACAAAUUCAAAACCUAAUGAAUCAUUCAUUGAAAAGCCCAAUAAUUUAGUAAGUUCUUCUCCCCCCACUCCCCAGCAUAUGAAAAGGAGAGGAUGGUAUCUGAGACUGGGCCUUCUUGGGAGUGGCAUUUCCAGGCAUGAGGGUA
Messenger RNA from Lacerta agilis (Sand lizard), 1627 nucleotides. RefSeq names its product low affinity immunoglobulin epsilon Fc receptor-like. The transcript is spliced from 9 exons. NCBI's taxonomy places the organism in Eukaryota, Metazoa, Chordata, Lepidosauria, Squamata, Lacertidae. The record is from RefSeq and is a predicted model, not a curated record. The coding region runs from base 240 to 1121 and encodes 293 amino acids.